AUGAUUGACGAGAAAAACGUUACCGAGCUCCCUAAAAGACCUCAUUCUUGGCGGAGAAACGUGUUGCUUGGGCUAAUUCCAGUUUCCGUGUUGUGUGUUCUGGGAUGGUCUCAGUCAUUGGGCCAUCAUUCCUCAUGUCACCUCGGUAAUUUGGGAAGUCAGUUUGAAUUGGAGCAGGCAGACGAAUUGUGUCGUAUUUACGACAAAGUCGAGUUCAAAGACCCUGAAUACAGUGUGCACAUUCUCAAGGAUGCCGAGUUCAGAAACCAAUCGGUCACCAGAUUGAGUAAAGCUAUUCAAAUCCCAACCUGGGUCGAAGACGAGGGCACGGACUUCAUCAAAUUUGAUAGAUUCCACGAGUACCUGGAAACAGAGUUCAAGGCUGUUUUUGAUGCUGCAAAUGUGUUCAAGAUCAAUACUUACGGAAUUGUUUUGGAGUUCCCAGGAUCCGACCUCUCAUUGAAACCUGCAAUGUUCACUGCUCAUCAAGACACUGUUCCUCCCGGUGACGCAAAUAACUGGGAGAAGGAUCCAUUUAGUGGUUACUACGAUGUCAAUGGACGCAUUGGUUGCUAA
This is a messenger RNA of Ogataea philodendri, 576 nucleotides long. RefSeq lists its product as uncharacterized. The transcript has 2 exons. The coding region runs from base 1 to 576 and encodes 191 amino acids. NCBI's taxonomy places the organism in Eukaryota, Fungi, Ascomycota, Pichiomycetes, Pichiales, Pichiaceae. Gene Ontology annotation, molecular function: carboxypeptidase activity. The record is from RefSeq and is a predicted model, not a curated record. Gene Ontology annotation, cellular component: fungal-type vacuole lumen.